AUGGCGCCCUAUUUUGGCCUCCGUGGCUCUGCCUUGAGCCGGGCCAUCAUCUGUUUGGUCGUGUGCCCUGCGUUUAUCACCUAUGGGUACAACCUGAGCGUGGCCGGGGGCUUGUUGACGCUUGAAUCGUUCGUUGAGACUUUUCCCCAGAUUGAUACGGUAAAUACCACAGGGGCUCAGCAGCAUUACAACUCCACCAUUCAGGGAACUGUCGUGGCCCUUUUUACCGUCGGGGGUAUAUUCGGCUCUCUAUCAUGCAUUUACCUUGGUGACCGCCUGGGUCGCCGAAAGGUUAUCUUUCUUGCAUCCGGUGUGACGAUCGUCGGUGCAAUUCUUAUGGCUACGGCAUUCAACUUUGCUCAGUUCAUCGUGGCACGACUGGUUCUGGGGUUAGGGACCGGUGCAUACCUGGCAACGGUACCCGUGUGGCAGUCGGAGAUCUCAAAGGCCAGCAAACGGGGUGCCCAUGUGGUGACUGACGGCAUCUUCAUCGGCAUUGGUGUCUCCCUGUCCCUCUGGAUCGACUUUGGCUUCUACUUCAUCACCGGCAACUCGGUGUCGUGGCGCUUCCCCCUCGCUUUCCAGAUUGUCUUGCUGUUGAUUGUGAUGGCGUUCGUCGUGAUCUUUCCCGAAUCGCCCCGGUGGUUGGUCAAAAAGGGCCGGAUCCAGGAAGCCCGAGAGAUUCUUGCCGCGCUGGCCGAUAUGGACCCGGACUCGGAGUUGAUCAGCGCGGACAUUCGUGACAUCGAGCUAUCGCUGUCCAUCUGCGGCAAUGGCUCGUUCAAGAGCAUGCUCACGAUGGGCGAGCAGCGGCUGUUCCAUCGCACCCUUCUCGCGGCAGGCGGACAGAUGUUCCAGCAAAUGUGCGGGAUCAACCUGAUCAGCAUGUACGCGACGACCAUCUUCGAGCAGUACCUUGGCAUGAGCGCCAUCAACUCGCGCAUUCUGGCGGGGGCCAUGUGCCUGACACAGCCACUGGGCGGAUUCCUGGCAUUCUUCACGAUCGACCGGCUGGGCCGGCGGCCCCUGAUGCUGUGGAGUGCAGCCGCCAUGUCCCUCUCAAUGGCCAUCCUGGCGGGGACCACCUCGGUGACGGACAACACGGGCGCAACAGUCGUCGCCGUCAUCUUCCUGUUCGUCUUCCAAUUCAUCUUCACCGUCGGCUACUCGGGCCUGACCUUCCUGUACGCGACCGAGGUCGCACCGCUGCAGCUGCGCGCGGCCAUCAGUGCAGUCUCCACUGCCGCCGUGUGGACCUUCAACUUCCUCCUGGCGCAGGUGACGCCCGUCGGCUUCAACUCGAUCGGGUACCAGUACUAUAUCAUCUUCGCGGUGCUCAACGCAGCCAUCGUGCCGACGGUCUACCUCUUCUUCCCUGAGACCAACGGCCGCACCCUCGAGGAGAUCGACGAGAUCUUCAUCCGGUCGAACAGCAUCUUCGACCCGCCCCGCGUCGCGCGCAACCUGCCCCGGAUGCAUUUUGCCGAGGUAGUCGAUGUCGCGACGGACUCGGGGGACGACAAAUUAACCAAGGCUGAUCCUUCAGCUUUUGACGUCGCGGGUUGA
Messenger RNA from Aspergillus lentulus, 1566 nucleotides. Its product is annotated as putative MFS sugar transporter. Gene Ontology annotation, cellular component: membrane. Gene Ontology annotation, molecular function: carbohydrate:proton symporter activity. Lineage: Eukaryota; Fungi; Ascomycota; Eurotiomycetes; Eurotiales; Aspergillaceae. The record is from RefSeq and is a predicted model, not a curated record. Gene Ontology annotation, biological process: carbohydrate transport; transmembrane transport.